AGCAAAUCGCCCUAGUAGGCACGCGCCACCACUCCCGAGAUCCCUUGCUAAACUUCAUGUCAACUUUAACUUUCACCAAACCGUUGCAUUCGUCAGUUUCAUCGUCUUAUUAAGCUAGGAGUCUGUUUCCAACGCAUAUCACUCGUCACUAUUAUUUCCUAACUAUCAAAUACCGGCGCUACAGGCGAUGACCAGGUUCUAACCGCUGCCCAUCUCAAACCUGAUAUCGCACUCUAUCACACGCAAAUAUGGACCACACAUACUCUGACUCUCGAUUCGAGCAGUCAGAGGCGAAGCGGUUAAAAUCAGAGUCAAGAGGAGGCUCGCCGCGGCCAUCAGCUAGUGACCGUACGCCAGACAAUUCAUCAUCCACGUCUCCCGUUCGGAAAAAGGGCGUGGCUAUGGUUGUUAAGAAGGCACCCAAGCGGCCGAUGGCAGGAGGACCUAAAGCAGCCAAAAAGUUUCGAUCUCAGAGAGACGGUUCAUCACCAGAAGAAAGCGAGGGUGGCUCUGAAGGCGGUCCUUACUGCCUCUGUCGAGGGUCUGAUGACCACCGUUGGAUGAUCUGCUGCGAGUUCUGCGACGACUGGUUCCACGGGGAGUGUAUCAAGAUGACGAAGGAAGUAGGCGAGAAUCUUAUUGAGAAAUUCGUCUGCCCCAACUGCACUGAUAGCAAGGUCUUUACGAUAUAUAAAAAGGCAUGCACACUACCCUCUUGCAAGAGGGCAUCCCGAUUAACACAGACACCCCAGAGUGCAUUUUGUUCUUCUGAGCACUCUCAAAUGUGGUGGGAUCGCAUUAUUUCAAGGCUGCCGAAAGGAAAGACAAAGAGUGGCCUCAACGAUCAGCUAUCUCAGGACGAGAUCAUGGCAAUCUUAGCCAGUGACCUCUCCGAAGUAAGCGCAGAAGGGAAAUGGGGGAUCAAAGCUGAUCCUUUUGGGUUGAGCACAGAAGGAAACGGUGUCAAAGAUGAGGCUAUGCCUGAUCAAAUAACAGAUGAGGAAAGAAUAUUUGUCGACAUGGCGUCCAGCAAGAAGAAGCAACUUGAAGAUGAGAUAGCCAUGUGCAACAAAAUGCUUACUCUAAUCGAACUCGCUCAAGACCGCCGGCGAGCAGCUAUUGCUGCUGGCAAAAUCGGAGAGGAUAUCUGUGGCUACGACCAACGCUUAGAUGCCGUUUCAGCAAGAGAUGUGUUUAGCGCGUAUGUGGCAUCGCCAGAGGGGCAACUGGCAUUUGAACAGUCCCAACUGGUAGACCCAUUAGGCGAGAAUAGCUUUACAAGAGGCAUGUGCGAGCGCAAGCGAUGCAAGCCACACAGCGGCUGGCAAAAGUUAUUAGCCGCCGGUAUUAAACAUCAGAUCCGCGAAAUGACAGAACAGGCAGAGGAGGUUGGCGAGGAAGAACGAGCCGUCCGCGACGCAGCCGGAGAGCGACUGCGAAGAAGAAUGGCUGAGGGCAACAGGGUUGAAGUUCUCUAGGUCCACAAGAGUGCUUUGUUAAUUUAUUUAGCUAUUCGGCGUUCUGUUUCGGUAGCCUGGAGUCCUGAUCGAAUUUGUAUACGUACUGUUAAACAAGCAGCUGUGUCGACCUGACGUAUGCCGUUUGCGUCUUACUUGUUGUGAACUCUCUUUUAAUAGUAUAUUUAUUUUUUACUGUUACUUUUAUUCGCAAAUUUUCUGUAUUUUUUGACCGUCUCGCCCUGUGCUCUCAAUAUUUUCUAUCGUCUACAUAGUAAAGCAGUUGACUUGCUAAAUUGGUCAGCCAUAGCGCUUGACUAACACGGCGAAG
Molecule: messenger RNA, 1788 nt
Organism: [Torrubiella] hemipterigena
Lineage: Eukaryota; Fungi; Ascomycota; Sordariomycetes; Hypocreales; Clavicipitaceae
Source: the annotation of a GenBank genome assembly